Messenger RNA from Ananas comosus (pineapple), 1583 nucleotides. Its product is annotated as mitochondrial succinate-fumarate transporter 1. Bases 165 to 1151 code for a protein of 328 amino acids. The transcript is spliced from 2 exons. Gene Ontology annotation, biological process: succinate transport; fumarate transport; transmembrane transport. The record is from RefSeq and is a predicted model, not a curated record. Lineage: Eukaryota; Viridiplantae; Streptophyta; Magnoliopsida; Poales; Bromeliaceae.
GGAAGUAUAAAGUAUAAACCAACCCAUUCACCGACUCCUGUACGGAACUUCAUUGGCUUCCUAAAUAAUUGGGCGGAGUGAGAGGGAGAGGGAGAAGGAGAGAGGAAGCGAACGAGGCGUCCCAUCUCCCUCUCUUUGACUCUUCGUCUCUCCCACCUCCGACGAUGCCGCCGCUGCCGAUGCCUGAGGCCGGCGCAGAUCCCGGCGAGGCGGCGGCGGCGGCGGUGCGGAGGAGGAAGAGGGAGGCGGGGGAGAUUCCGGCGCACAUGAAGGCGGUGGCGGGGUCGGUGGGGGGGGUGGUGGAGGCAGCAUGCCUCCAGCCGAUCGACGUGAUCAAGACGCGGCUGCAGCUGGACCGCGGCGGCGCGUACCGCGGCAUCCUCCACUGCGGCGCGGCGGUGGCGCGCACGGAGGGGGCGCGCGCGCUGUGGAAGGGGCUGACCCCCUUCGCCACCCACCUCACCCUCAAGUACGCCCUCCGCAUGGGCUCCAACGCCCUCCUCCAAUCCGCCUUCAAGGACCCCGCCUCCGGCCACCUCUCCCACCGCGCCCGUCUCCUGUCCGGCUUCGGCGCCGGCGUCCUCGAGGCCCUCCUCAUCGUCACCCCCUUCGAGGUGGUGAAGAUCAGAUUGCAACAACAAAGAGGACUGAGCCCCGAGCUUUUAAAAUACAAGGGCCCCAUACACUGUGCGAGAAUGAUCAUUCGCGAAGAAGGCCUUUUGGGCCUGUGGGCUGGAGCUGCCCCAACAGUUAUGCGUAACGGGACGAACCAAGCCGCCAUGUUCACUGCCAAGAAUGCAUUUGACGUCGUUGUCUGGAAGAAGCACGAAGGCGAUGGGAAAGUUCUUCAGCCAUGGCAGUCUAUGAUCUCAGGCUUUUUAGCGGGGACGGCCGGGCCUAUCUGUACCGGGCCUUUCGAUGUGGUGAAGACAAGGCUCAUGGCCCAAGGAAAGUCGGGUGGUGAGCGCAAAUACAAGGGCAUGGUUCAUGCUAUAAGAACGAUUCAUGCCGAAGAGGGGUUGCUUGCGCUAUGGAAAGGAUUGCUUCCUAGGCUUAUGAGGAUUCCUCCUGGGCAAGCAAUCAUGUGGACUGUUGCAGAUCAAGUAACUGGAUUCUAUGAAAGGAGAUAUCUGCAGAGUGCUCACUUGUGAUCUGCAUUCUUCGCAGGUUCGUUGAACUUUGAAAAUCCCUUUUCCUUCUCUUGUCCUCGUAUGAUCUUUUCACUCAACCGAUUUGUUGACCGGAUUUCGAUCAGAGAAAUGGUGGAGAAAUCUCCAUGGCGUAUGAUUGAGCUUUCAUAGUUCUGAAAACUCUAGUCAUUGUUAUAGUUCAGAGGUAUCCAUAUUGUUUGUUAUAUUGGUUGAUUUCAAAAUUUUGCUGCAUUAGUAUAAUUGGCUUUUACCGGACUAUUUCAUUGUUUCAAUAAUCCGAAGCCUAUGUAAUCUUCCUUGGAGAGUUGCUUUGAUCUCGCCUCUCUCUAUUUGUAUAUGAACAUUUUUGAGAGCCUCGAGAAAAAUGGAAAAAAAAGACCCAUUGGCUGAGAAUCAACUUUGUUGUCUCUAUGCUUUUUAGGGUUUUGCCUA